AUGGUGUACAGGUAAAGUGUAAAGGCAUCUUCAAUUUUAACUGACAAGUUUCGAUAACAAAUUCUAAUUAUGGUGGUUACUGAAAAAUUAAAAGUCCUUCAUCCGUUGUCAGCUAAUUUAAAGCAUCUAAGUGCUAAUAGCUUUUCUCAAGAACAUAGAAUAAUUCAAAAAAGAAAUAGUUUAGGAUUUAAAUUACAAUCAACCUUGUGGAUCUCAGCUGUAGGAUGUGUCGGGAAAAUAUUAGUAGAUUGGUGUAAUAAAGUAACAGUUUACAAUAGAGAAUUAUUUUUAAACCUUAUUCAUAAUCGUCCUGCUGGUACUCCACUUAUCACUGUCUCAAAUCAUACUUCAAUGUUUGAUGACCCAGGAAUAGUUGCUACCAUUAUGGAUCUUAAAGCAAUAGUAAACCAACAAAAAAUGAGAUGGUCUAUGGCUGCAAAAGAAAUUUGCUUUGCAACUUGUUUUACAUCCUACGUCAGUCAUCACGGAAAGCUUAUUCCAAUUGAGCGAGGAAAGGGAGUGUAUCAGGAUGGAGUAAAUUAUGCUAUUCAAAAACUCAAUGCUGGUGAUUGGGUACAUGUGUUUCCUGAAGGAAAGAUAACUUCAGAAAUUGUCAGACUAAAAUGGGGUGUUGGCAGGAUGAUUAAUGAAUGUGUAAAAACGCCGAUUAUUUUACCAUUUUGGCAUGUUGGGAUGCAAGAAUUUCUUCCGCUAGAAAAUGACAUAUAUAUACCUUUUUUCGGACAUGUAACUUUACCUAGAAUUAAAAAGAAAAUCACUGUUUUGUUUGGCGAUCCGAUACCAGUAUGCGACAUUUUAGUGAAAUUUCAUUCGGGCGAACUUAAUGAAGUUAGCGCAAGGAUUCAGCUCACUAAUCGAAUACAAGAUGCGUUUCGGCAACUUCGAAUUAUUGCCGAGGAUCUACACACUAACAGAGGGUUUCUUAGCAAAUAGUUUUAAAAAUGAAAACUUAGCAUUAGUUAUUUUCAGGGAUGCGGAGUUCCAAAGAUUCAUGCUGUAAAUUUUUUUUUUCUGUUCUCUGGUGUCCAGGAGCUUUAUAGGUGUUGAGUGGUUUAUGAUUUACAUCAAGAAAAAAAUUCAUGAGAUUUGGAACCUAUUGUUUUCUUAGCCAAAAGUCCCUUGUCGCCAUUAUACAUUAAACAUUCCUCUAUAUUUUUUUUUUAAAAAGUAGUGCAUAAUCCUCUUUACAUUUUUGGACCUUCUUGAGAUCGAAAACCAGGAAAAAAUAAUCAUUUUAUGACUUUCAAAUCCGGAGUUCUUUAUGGGACUCUGCAUCCAUUUUUUUAGUUAUAUUUAAAGCUUGAUAUUCUGAUUGUAGAGUAAAGUUUAAAAUCCAACAAUUUGUAAAUGUUAUAAAUGAUAAUAAAUUUUUAUCUCAAAAUUCACCAAUAGAAAUAAAAUUUUAUAUUUAAUGCACUUUUUAAGGGUUUUUUUAGUUACG
Molecule: messenger RNA, 1462 nt
Organism: Hydra vulgaris (swiftwater hydra)
Lineage: Eukaryota; Metazoa; Cnidaria; Hydrozoa; Anthoathecata; Hydridae
Product: tafazzin
Biological process (GO): cardiolipin acyl-chain remodeling; inner mitochondrial membrane organization
Cellular component (GO): mitochondrial membrane
Molecular function (GO): 1-acylglycerophosphocholine O-acyltransferase activity
Source: RefSeq, a predicted model, not a curated record